Molecule: messenger RNA, 3161 nt
Organism: Phlebotomus argentipes
Lineage: Eukaryota; Metazoa; Arthropoda; Insecta; Diptera; Psychodidae
Gene: Gclc
Product: glutamate--cysteine ligase
Exons: 6
Coding region: 410-2320 (636 amino acids)
Biological process (GO): glutathione biosynthetic process
Cellular component (GO): glutamate-cysteine ligase complex
Molecular function (GO): glutamate-cysteine ligase activity
Source: RefSeq, a predicted model, not a curated record
CGGCUAUAUAUAAAUGAAUGGCCAUUCCCCAAUCGGUCACAGUGCGGCCGGUGUGCUUCUCCACAUACAAAUGUGGUUUACAUUAGAUUGCGCAAUUUGCUCCAUCACACAACUCUGGGCGGCCAAAGAUAAAACACUCUCCAACGGAGCGUGCUUCAAGUGACAUCGUCUUGCUGUGCCUCUCUGUGGUUUUACUCACUAAUCAGCCAAUUUUCCACGGAAAAUCCAGUUCAGGGCGACUGUAGGAAUAUCUCAGUGAUUUCUCAGUUGAUUUGGCCAUCAAAUCGAGGUGUCAUUGGAGUGAUUUUGUGAAAAUUUUAGAGCGACAGAAACUCUCGGCGGAGAUCGAAAUUCUCGAAUAUUUUCCGUAACGUUUGCAUUUCCUCCGCUUUUCACGAGCUAAGCAGAAAUGGGUCUCCUUUCCGAGGGCAGUCCACUGAGUUGGGAAGAGACGAGGAAGCUGGCCAACCACGUGCGACAGCAUGGCAUUGAGCAAUUCAUUCAUCUCUACGCACGCUUGAGAGAUCGCCAGGGGGAUAUUCUCAAGUGGGGCGAUGAGAUAGAGUACAUUCUCGUGAAGUUCGAUGACGAGAAGAAGACAGCCAGAGUGUCUCUACGUGCUCAGGAGAUGCUGGCACUGCUCAAUGAGAAGGAACUCGCUGAUCCGCAGGGUGUGAAAUCCCUGUGGCGCCCUGAAUACGGCGCCUAUAUGGUUGAGGGCACUCCUGGGAAGCCCUAUGGUGGUCUCUUGGCACACUUUAACGUCGUGGAGGCAAAUAUGCGCUAUAGACGGCUGGAACUGUCGAAUUUGCUGCCACCAGGCGAAACUGUGCUCUCCAUAACCAACUUUCCCAGGCUGGGUUGCGACGUCUUUACGUAUCCUGAAGCUGUUCCAACGCCCGAUGACGAGAAUUGUGCCGCUCGAUCACUCUAUUUCCCCGAUGAGGGCACAUAUGCUGGUCAUCCGAGAUUCAAGACGCUCACGCGGAACAUUCGCAUGAGGCGCGGUGAGAAAGUUGCCAUAAAGCUGAAGGUGUUUAAGGAUGAAAACACAAAACUGCCCGUCGAGGGGAGUCCAGCUGGUGAACCGGAGGUUGUCUUGAUGGACGCAAUGGGCUUCGGCAUGGGCUGUUGUUGUCUCCAGCUCACGUUCCAGGCCUGCAAUAUCACCGAAGCUCGCACCCUCUAUGACCAACUCACUCCACUGUGCCCCAUUAUGUUGGCUCUAAGCGCGGCAUCUCCUGUCUACAGGGGCUUCCUCACGGAGUCCGACUGUCGCUGGAAUGUGAUCAGCGCAUCGGUGGACUGUCGCACGCCGGAAGAGCGUGGCGAGAGGCCGCUGAAGGAGGGCCAGUUUAGAAUUUACAAAUCUCGCUAUGAUUCCAUCGAUUCGUACCUGUCGCCAGCUGGUGAAAAAUACAAUGACGUGCCUUUAGUAUACGACGAAGCGAUCUAUCAACGACUUCGCGAGGGUGAUAUUGAUCAUUUGCUGGCCCAGCACGUUGCUCAUCUUUUCAUUCGCGACACUGUGUCGCUGUUCAGUGAGAAAGUGCACCAGAAUGACGAACAAGACACGGACCACUUUGAGAACAUUCAAUCGACAAAUUGGCAAACGAUGCGCUUCAAGCCACCACCGCCCAACUCAUCAAUUGGGUGGCGUGUGGAAUUCCGGCCGUGUGAAUUGCAGCUGACGGACUUUGAGAAUGCCGCUAUUGUGUGCUUUGUUGUGCUCCUCACACGUGUUAUUUUGUCAUACAAACUGGACUUUCUCAUUCCAAUCAGCAAGGUUGAUGAGAACAUGCAGAAGGCACAGAAGCGCAAUGCAUGCCGAGAGGAGAGGUUCUGGUUCAAGAAGCACGUCACUGGACAGAUGAAGAAUGGCGAGGCAUUCGUUGAGAACGGCGUGUCAGACACGGAGGAGGAAUAUGAACUAAUGACAAUCGAUCAAAUCAUUAAUGGAAAGGACACUUUUCCUGGACUCGUACCGCUGAUUCACAGCUACUUGGGCUCCAUGGAUGUCGAUGCGGAUACUCAUUGCACCAUUCAACAGUACUUGAAACUCAUUCAGAAGCGCGCCUCUGGUGAAUUACUCACAACAGCCUCGUGGAUUCGGCAGCAAGUCGUCAAUCAUCCAGAAUACAAAAAAGAUUCCAUCGUGAGCGACAGAAUAAAUUAUGACUUGCUGAAGGUGUGCAAAGAGAUUCAGGACGGCGAGAGGCAGUGCCCGGAAUUGCUGGGUCAGGGGAACAAUUCGAAGACAAAAGAUAACAUUCCGCCAGCCAUACAGAAGCACUUGACCAUUGCAAAUGCAUGUACUUAAUGGGAAACUUUGUGUACUUCGUUGGGUAUAAUAGUCUGACUAUGCUGUUGUAUUUCGUCACAAUCUCCCGUGUGUGAAAAGCGAAUGGUGUGGAUUUGUUAAAUUUCCUUCUCUCAUUUCCACUUUUCCCUCCGUUUUCUCUUUCCGCGGAGCUAAAGCAACGACUUAACGCACACUUAUUCACAUGAUUUGCCGCGUUUGCCGCCCAAAUUGAGAAUUACCUGUGUUUUUGGCGCGUUUUGGGGUAGAACACAAAUGAUGGACGAGAAGAAUAAGAUCACUGUUGCAAAUGAGUGAGGAAAUACGUAGUGUGACAUUAUUGAAGUGAAAUGUGAUACGGGUAAUUGUUAAUUUUUGAACACACAAAUAGACACACACAUCACCUUAUUUCUUUUAAGGCAUUGCUUCUUAUAUGCAUCUCAUCCAUUCACUGUAAUAUAAACAAGAUAUUGUGCAUUUAAUAAUGAACAUCGUUCCACUGAAAAGCCUUCAUCAUUCCUUUGAAAUACAGAGAGAGAGAGAGAGAAGAAAAUUUUUACCACGUGAGAUUUUAUCGUUUUUCAGUGCAAUUUCCUUUAUUAAUCCUUAAUGUAUUUCCUUUUGUUGAGUUUUUUUUGUGCUCAAGAGUAGAUUGCAUGAUAGAUUUUUUUUGGCAAGAGGGAUUUUACAUUUUAUGUACUUCAAGUCUUUAUUAGACAUGAAAUUUAUGAUGAUAGAUCAAAAAAAAAACUAAUACAAAUGAUGAGAAAACAAAUACCUACAAUUAAAAAGAAAAUGUAGAGAAAGAGAGACACAAUAAAAUGUAAUAAUUUGUUAAUAAAAGUAUGGAUUUUUAAAGACA